ACAGCUUGUUUUGGAGGAAGUGGCUCGCGACGCUAACUGCUAGCAUGUUAGCUUGACAGGAAAAGCCAACGUCAACGACAACAAGACACCAUUGUGUCAAGUCGCUAGUACACCAAGUGAUAUUUAUACAUUGGCAGAGACACCGGUGUGUUCGACAAGGAGAGUCGGUCACAGGAGGUAGCUAUAGUAGCUUUUGACGACGCCGAGGCUUGAAACGGAGAGUUUUGCGACGACAGACAUUUAAAAGGAACUGCUAGCUCGUUAGCUAAUCUGUGCUCUCGCUAGCCCUCCGGUCAGAGGCUGAGGAAAAUUCACUUUCUUUAUUUUUUUACGACAGGAUCGUCUCACAAGUUGAGGCACAAUGACGUCAAGGAAGAAAGUACUACUCAAAGUAAUCAUCCUCGGAGACUCGGGAGUGGGGAAGACCUCAUUGAUGAACCAGUAUGUGAAUAAGAAAUUCAGUAACCAGUACAAAGCCACGAUAGGUGCGGAUUUCUUGACGAAAGAAGUCAUGGUGGACGAUAGACUCGUCACGAUGCAGAUUUGGGACACAGCAGGUCAAGAGAGGUUCCAGUCCUUAGGGGUGGCAUUCUACCGUGGAGCAGACUGUUGUGUUCUAGUCUUCGACGUGACCGCCCCCAAUACCUUCAAGACUCUAGACAGCUGGAGGGACGAGUUCUUGAUCCAGGCCAGCCCUCGAGACCCAGAGAACUUCCCCUUCGUGGUGCUUGGCAACAAGAUCGACUUGGAGAACAGACAGGUAACAACAAAGAGGGCACAGGCGUGGUGUCAGAGCAAGAACAACAUCCCUUAUUUUGAAACCAGCGCCAAGGAGGCCAUCAACGUGGAGCAGGCCUUCCAAACCAUCGCGCGAAAUGCUCUCAAGCAGGAGACCGAAGUGGAGAUGUACGAGUUUCCGGAGCCGAUAAAGCUGGACAGGAAUGAGCGAGCCAAGCCUUCAGCAGAGACCUGCAGCUGCUGAGGACUCUAUAUCUACAGAGGGGUCGUCAUCACCCUCAACACCCUCUCAUGCCUUGUCUAAAUAUCCUCCUUUCCCAUGACCCCACUGUGUUGACCCCUAAUGCCCAACAUCCCGCUCAUAAGAGUACACAACCGACAUGCUGCACCCUCCUCCUGUGUAGGAAACACAUUUUCUAUCUAUAAGUAUGAGCCUCUUAGCCCAAAGAACACCUUCAACAAACAUUUAUAUGUUGUUUCCUUUUCCAGUGGUUUUCCUUUAUUAUUCAUAUUUUUUGUCUAAACGGCAACGGUGGUUUUCAGUUCUAUGAAUAUUGCUGCUCUCACAAUCAGUUCCUUUUACUUUGAGAUCAACAACAAAACAAUAUCCUUAUCAUCUUUGUGCUUUGUUUUUGUAGCUAUGGUGGUCAUUUGUUUUAUUUGUACACGCUGCCACUACUGCAUGAGUAGAGAACACACACUGCGCCCCUCGUUUCAGACAUUUUGUGUUGUGGCUUUGCUUUGGUUUACUCUCCACCUCAUGCAGACAUUCACUAUCAUAAAUACUUGCUGGGGGUUGGGAUUCAGGUUUGGAGGAGCAGAAUGGCUGAAUUCCAGUUAGUAUGCUGCCUAUUGAUUUGUUGCUAAUUGAUGAAACGAUGAAAUGACACGUCCAAUCAAUCCAGUGUGCAGGUUGUGUGUGUUUUAUUUUAUUUUUUUUGCUCAUUUAAAAAUAGCCUGUGAAGACAACACCUGACAGGAAACUGCAUUGAGGCUCAGGGUAGUGCAAGGUCAAACUAAGCUGUUCUUUGUACUCCUUUUGCUGUUCCUCUUAUGGGAGAGAAGAGCUUUUCUGUCAUUAACAGGAUGUGGGAAUGAAUGGAAUCAAAACCUGACAGUCCUGAAGAAAAGAGACAAAUCUCACAAAUAGAAAUAGUCCUAACAGUGAUGUUUCUUUUUAUUGUCAACUGUUUCCAAGACUUUGUACAAUUGCAAUCAUUUUGUGGGGAAGACUACAUGUAAAUCUCCAUGUCUUACUGCCAGUUGCUUGUGUUGGCAAACAACUAAGUGCUUGACAUUUCUUUUAACCAAUCAGGUGUUUGUCUGCUUGAAUUAUGUUGAAACUGAAAUGCAUUAUAGAUUAGUGACAAUAGCUAACAGACUGCAACUUUGAAAAAGGUGGUGGAAGUAGUGGCAUUCAUCAUGAUAUUAAUAUGAUCAAUGCAUAGCAGCAACGUUUAAAAAAUGUCUUUGCCUUUCAAAAGUAAUAAGGGUAAUAAAAACCUCAAA
This is a messenger RNA of Doryrhamphus excisus (bluestripe pipefish), 2247 nucleotides long. Its product is annotated as ras-related protein rab7-like. Gene Ontology annotation, molecular function: GTPase activity; GTP binding. The record is from RefSeq and is a predicted model, not a curated record. Gene Ontology annotation, biological process: endosome to lysosome transport; phagosome-lysosome fusion. Gene Ontology annotation, cellular component: late endosome; phagocytic vesicle; lysosome. Lineage: Eukaryota; Metazoa; Chordata; Actinopteri; Syngnathiformes; Syngnathidae.